Messenger RNA from Saccostrea cuccullata (small rock oyster), 883 nucleotides. Its product is annotated as MAM domain-containing glycosylphosphatidylinositol anchor protein 1-like. The transcript is spliced from 6 exons. NCBI's taxonomy places the organism in Eukaryota, Metazoa, Mollusca, Bivalvia, Ostreida, Ostreidae. Bases 1 to 837 code for a protein of 278 amino acids. The record is from RefSeq and is a predicted model, not a curated record. Gene Ontology annotation, cellular component: membrane.
AUGCAUCUUCUACCAAUUUUCCUUUCUUUAGCUUUUGCGUUUGGUAAGGUUUGGGGUACAAAUGAAUGCGUUCAGUUCGAAAAGUACCGUGAGGUAUCGGACCCUGACUCUAUCCAGGUUAUAUCUAACCACUCGGGGACUUCUAGAGAAGAACUUGUUGGACUGUGUGCUCCGAGGUGUUUGAGGGACAUUGAAUGUAACGCGUUUGACAUUUGUUACGGGAGUUUACAGUGUAGAACCAUCAGAGGAUGGACCCCGACCGGCUCUGUUGGUCAAUCUGGAGAUUUGUGCCAGCGCCACCACAUUGAAUGCGCAGAAGGGUAUUAUUAUAGCAGAACAAACGGAAGCUGUCUCAUACACGAUCGUUGCGAUUUUGAGACAGGUGAAACAUCGUGUUUUUUGUCCGAGGCAGUGGGUGAUUCCUUCGAUUGGUCACGAAUUACAGGUGCUACAUCCUCUUAUGACACAGGUCCAACUUCGGCUUAUUCUGGAUUGUACUACAAAUAUAUUGAAACAUCUAGUUAUGUCGAUGGAGAUGCAGCAAUUCUACAAAGUUCGAAAAGCUUUCAAGAUAAAACGUACUGCCUAACUUUGCACUACCAUAUGUACGGAGCUACAACAGAGAGCCUUGCUAUACAAACACAGAAAGAAAACGAAGCUCCUAUCACUCACUGGAUCAGGUCUGGAAACCAAGGCAACACCUGGCACCAAUUAUCCGGGGUCAGCCUUCAUAUGGACCCGCAAACUAAGAUUUUAAUUAGUGCCACUCAUGGGACAUCCUACACCGGAGACAUCGCCAUUGACUAUGUGGAACUUUGGCCGUUUGCUUGUCCGUAAUAAAGAAUAAAGCGAUUCGCUGGUGAAGAAAUGAUGAUCAGAAAAA